This is a messenger RNA of Cyphellophora europaea CBS 101466, 978 nucleotides long. RefSeq lists its product as uncharacterized. Gene Ontology annotation, cellular component: NuA4 histone acetyltransferase complex; Rpd3S complex; nucleus. Lineage: Eukaryota; Fungi; Ascomycota; Eurotiomycetes; Chaetothyriales; Cyphellophoraceae. The coding region runs from base 1 to 978 and encodes 325 amino acids. The transcript is spliced from 5 exons. Gene Ontology annotation, biological process: regulation of DNA-templated transcription; chromatin organization. The record is from RefSeq and is a predicted model, not a curated record.
AUGCCGCCAGCAUCUGCCGACUCGAAGCCAAUGUACGCGAAGGAUGAGAAGGCUCUCUGCUUCCAUGGAGAAUUACUUUAUGAAGCGAAAGUCCUUGAAGUCAAGAAAAUCGAUCCCAAAGACAAGACUAGUCCAUACGAGUAUCGGGUGCACUACAAGGGAUGGAAGAAUACCUGGGAUGACUGGGUCACACAAGACCGGCUUCGCAAGUUGACCGACGACAACAAAGAGCUCGCAGCCAACCUCCGCCGCGAAGUCCAGCAGCAACAGCAACAGACCAAGUCCAGACCUACAGCAACGUCCAAGUCUCGCAAGCAGGGCUCAGAGCUAGGAUCUGGUCGCGGCAGCGAAGAACGCCAUUCGUCAGUCCCUGCAGGUGGUCGCGGUACCAAGCGUGGUAGAGACAACGACAUAGAGAAGGAAGAGCACUUCGCGAACCGUCCUUCCAUCCGCUUACCGAUUCCUGACCAACUCAAGUCUCUCCUUGUAGACGACUGGGAGAAUGUCACCAAGUCGCUGCUUCUCGUUCCCUUGCCGUCGCAAGCUCCAUGCAACUACAUUAUUGACACCUACUACAAUGAACAGAAGCACAACCGCCGGCCUGGCAGCGCUGAUGCCGACCUGUUACUCGAGUUGUGCUGCGGCUUGAAGCUCUACUUUGAGAAAGCGGUUGGCAAGAUCUUGCUGUAUCGCUUCGAGCGUCUUCAAUUAGCUGAUGUGCGCAAGCUUUGGGAGUCUGGUCGCUACCCCGAAUGGGAGGGACGCGGCCCAGGUGACUGCUAUGGCGCUGAGCACCUGACUCGAAUGAUCGUCAACAUGCCUGAGAUCAUCGCCCAGACCAACAUGGACCAGCAGUCGAUCACCCGCCUCAAAGAAGAGCUGACCAAGUUCUGCACCUGGCUCAGCCGCAACAGCGCCAAGUUCUUCUGUGCCAAGUACGAAAAGCCGUCGGCUGAAUAUAUUGAGAGCGCACGCUAG